This is a messenger RNA of Melozone crissalis (California towhee), 2205 nucleotides long. RefSeq names its product TNF receptor associated factor 2 (gene TRAF2). Gene Ontology annotation, cellular component: cytoplasmic side of plasma membrane; cytosol; plasma membrane signaling receptor complex. Gene Ontology annotation, biological process: regulation of apoptotic process; protein K63-linked ubiquitination; tumor necrosis factor-mediated signaling pathway. The coding region runs from base 122 to 1591 and encodes 489 amino acids. The transcript has 10 exons. The record is from RefSeq and is a predicted model, not a curated record. Lineage: Eukaryota; Metazoa; Chordata; Aves; Passeriformes; Passerellidae. Gene Ontology annotation, molecular function: ubiquitin protein ligase binding; tumor necrosis factor receptor binding; zinc ion binding.
CCCUCACACGGCAUUUUUCCUGCUACCGCCGUCCGGCCGUCUCCGUCCUGCCGCCGCCCAUCCUUCCCGACCGCUGGCCUCCACCUGUCCCCCGAGCCGCGCCACGGGACGCGAGGUGGCCAUGACACUCUGUGCGCAGUCUCUGGAGAUACAGCCAGAACUUUUCGUUCACAUGGCAGCAGCAAACUCUUCUCCACCUGGUUCUCUGGAUCUAAACCAGCCUGGGUUUGCAAAGGAGAUCCUGGGAACUAAACUGGAGGUCAAAUACCUGUGCUCCGAUUGCAAGAACAUCCUGAGGCGGCCGUUCCAGGCGCAGUGCGGCCAUCGCUACUGCUCCUACUGCCUGAAGAGAAUCAUCAGUGCUGGACCUCAAAAGUGUGCCAGCUGUAUCCAGGAAGGAAUAUACGAAGAAGGAAUUUCUAUUUUGGAAACAAGCUCGGCUUUCCCAGACAAUGCAGCGCGGCGGGAGGUGGAGAGUCUGCCUGCUGUCUGCAUCAACAGCGGCUGCACCUGGAAGGGAACCAUCAAAGAGUACGAGGCUCAUGAUGAAGUCUGCCCUGAAUUCCCGCUGACUUGUGAAGGCUGUGGGAAGAAGAUUCCCAGGGAGAAGUUUCGGGACCAUGUGAAGACGUGUGGCAGAUCCAAAGUACCGUGCCGGUUCGAGGCUGUGGGCUGUGCUGAGGUGGUGGAAAAUGAAAAGCUCCCAGAACACGAAAGGAAGUGUUUGGCAGAGCAUCUCUACUUGCUUCUGAGCUCUGUGCUCAGCCUCAAGACUGGUGCUGGGGACCUGAAGCCCCUUCCUGUCCCUUCCUCAUCACAAAACAGUUCCCCACUUCUGGGAGCAAACUCACUGUGCUCGGAGUCGGAGCUCUCCCGGUCCGUAGAGCUCUUGGGAAGGUGUGAGGCCCUUGAGAGGAAAACAGCUACCUUUGAGAACAUCGUCUGUGUGCUUAACCGGGAGGUGGAGAGAGUGUCCCUGACAGCUGAGGCCUACAGUCGCCAGCACCGGCUGGACCAGGAGAAAAUCGAAACGCUGAGCAACAAGGUCCGGCAGCUGGAGAGGAGCAUUGGGCUUAAAGACCUGGCCAUGGCUGAGAUGGAGGAGAAGAUCCGCAACAUGGAGGCUUCCACCUACGACGGGGUUUUCAUCUGGAAGAUAACGGAGUUUGCGCGGAAGCGUCAGGAGGCGAUAACGGGCCGCUCGCCUGCCAUCUUCUCUCCAGCUUUCUACACCAGCAAGUACGGCUACAAGAUGUGUCUGCGCGUGUACCUGAACGGGGACGGCACCGGCCGUGGCACCCACCUGUCCCUGUUUUUUGUGGUGAUGAAGGGACCUAACGAUGCGCUGCUGCGGUGGCCCUUUAACCAGAAGGUCACCCUGAUGCUUCUGGACCAGAAUAACCGGGAGCACAUCAUCGAUGCCUUCCGCCCCGACGUGACGUCCUCGUCCUUCCAGCGCCCCGUCACGGAGAUGAACAUCGCCAGCGGCUGCCCCCUCUUCUGCCCCGUGUCCGUCAUGGAAGCCAAGAACUCCUACGUGCGUGAUGAUGCCAUCUUUAUUAAAGCCAUCGUUGAUCUCACGGGCCUCUAACCCUGCUGACCUUGGAGCACUGAGCAUGGAGCCAGCACUGCCCGGGGCAUCUCCUGCUGUGCUGCACUUCAGGCGGGUCUGAGAGCAAGAGGGGGCACAGAGAGGGGAAAAGCCCUUCCUGAAAAGGGACCUUUGCUCUGAGUGGAAAUGAGGUGUCUGAUGGGAGCUCUCUUUCCUGAGAAGAGGGUUGGGUGGACGCUGGCAGGCUGUGGAAUAUGGAAGAUUCCCUGCAGGGACUUGGAUGUCUGAACUGCUGCUGUCUGGACUCCAAUGGAAACCAGUGCAGCUCUUGCUCUACCAGUUUAGCCGACAUCCACAGCUCUCUAGUAAAACAGCGGUUUGCCCUGCCUGAGCUCCACGUCCUGUGGAUUUUGGCUCAGCUGUCUAGGAUUUCCCUCUGAGAUCUCCAUGUUCCUGGAAGUUGUGGGGUGCCAUGGCUCUGCACUGCUGGUUGCUCCACACCCCGGGAGACAAGGAGGGUGUGUGACAGCUGCAGUGCCAGCUGGGCAAGAGAGACACAGACUGGUUUGAUGCCGUUGGUGUGUUAGGAGGGUGCUGAGCCCAGCUGCAGGGCAGGGGAGCCCUUAGUCCAGCCCUUGCUGGGUGUGUGCUGG